CAAGCACUCCCUAGUUUCUCUCUGCUACUGGCUGCACAGAAACCACCGUCCCCCUCUCUCUCUACAUUUAAUAUCUCGUCCACAGGGAGAGAGAGAGAGACGCGAUCCAUCGUUUGCCAGUCAUCGACGCUUGAAACUAUCUUCGAUCGUCGCCGGUAAGAAGACGCCGUCGUCCUCAUCGGAAGACUCUCGGCGGAGGAGUUCUUUUUUUUUUCUCGCUGAAGUCUGCGCCUAACUUCCGCUUGCUUGUUCUGGACUUGAUGGAUCAGUAUGAGAAAGUUGAGAAGAUCGGUGAAGGAACUUACGGAGUAGUUUAUAAGGCUCGGGAUAAAGUGACCAAUGAGACAAUAGCUCUGAAAAAGAUCCGCCUGGAGCAGGAGGACGAGGGGGUACCCAGCACUGCGAUAAGAGAAAUUUCACUCCUGAAGGAAAUGCAGCAUGUCAACAUCGUCAAGUUGCAGGAUGUGGUGCAUAGUGAGAAGCGUUUGUAUCUUGUCUUUGAGUAUCUAGACUUAGACCUGAAGAAGCACAUGGACUCGUGUCCCGAUUUCUCAAAAGAUCUACAUAUGAUAAAAACAUAUCUGUAUCAAAUUCUCCGUGGAAUUGCUUACUGUCACUCUCAUAGGGUUCUCCACCGUGAUCUGAAGCCGCAAAAUUUGUUGAUCGAUCGCCGGACAAAUUCGCUUAAACUGGCAGAUUUUGGACUGGCCAGAGCAUUUGGUAUCCCUGUUAAGACAUUUACUCAUGAGGUUGUUACACUCUGGUACCGAGCACCAGAGAUACUGCUUGGAUCUUGUCAUUAUUCUACUCCCGUUGAUAUUUGGUCAGUUGGUUGCAUAUUUGCCGAGAUGGUCAACAAAAAGCCUUUAUUUCCUGGAGACUCUGAGAUCGAUGAGCUAUUCAAGAUUUUCAGAAUCAUGGGGACUCCCAAUGAGGAUACAUGGCGUGGGGUGACUUCACUGCCAGAUUACAAAUCUGCAUUUCCCAAGUGGAAACCAAAGGACUUGACGUCCAUUGUCUCCAAUCUUGAUCCAUCUGGAAUAGAUCUUCUCUCCAAAAUGCUGAGCAUGGAUCCAACCAGAAGAAUCACUGCAAGGAGUGCCCUUGAGCACGACUACUUCAAGGAUCUCGGAUUCGUUCCCUAAGUAAAAUCUUCUUGAGCCCUUCUUCAUUCUGAAUUAUUUCCCGCUCUUAAUCUUUGAUUAAACAGGCAUGGAAAAUAUAUUAGUUUGUAUGUUUGUUGGUCUUUUCGUUUAAAUAUCUGAGCAUAUAUCAGUUUGUUUGGGAUGGCGUAUAAAAAAAACUAUCCACAGUGUGUUUUUCUCUCUCAGAUUUUCACCUUUUGAAAAUUUUGUUGGAACCUACUUCGGCAUGAAAACUAGUGUAUGUAUUCCCCGUAACGAUUUUACAUGUAAUGUUAUUUUGUGUUGUCUUAGUUACUCGGUGAGACAUGGAUUUUAUUUA
Tarenaya hassleriana is the source of this 1464-nucleotide messenger RNA. RefSeq names its product cyclin-dependent kinase A-1. Gene Ontology annotation, cellular component: cytoplasm; cyclin-dependent protein kinase holoenzyme complex; nucleus. The transcript has 9 exons. Gene Ontology annotation, molecular function: cyclin binding; ATP binding; cyclin-dependent protein serine/threonine kinase activity. Gene Ontology annotation, biological process: regulation of G2/M transition of mitotic cell cycle; regulation of meiotic cell cycle; G1/S transition of mitotic cell cycle. The record is from RefSeq and is a predicted model, not a curated record. Lineage: Eukaryota; Viridiplantae; Streptophyta; Magnoliopsida; Brassicales; Cleomaceae. The coding region runs from base 261 to 1145 and encodes 294 amino acids.